Molecule: messenger RNA, 954 nt
Organism: Diaporthe batatas
Lineage: Eukaryota; Fungi; Ascomycota; Sordariomycetes; Diaporthales; Diaporthaceae
Exons: 4
Coding region: 472-720 (82 amino acids)
Source: RefSeq, a predicted model, not a curated record
UAAGCUUACCGUGACGAAGGUGUAAAUCAGUGGGCAAGCUUCAUCAUCACUACAUGCAAGUUAGCACUGCUCGUUAACUGCCUUCAUUUCUCCCAUCUCAUUUUCUAAACUACCAAGUUUAUUCACUACCGGGCUGACCACACUUCGCCUAUCUGUACCUGCCACCAGAUCCUUGGAUCCCAGUCUUCUUGAUCCAUCCAGUCUUGUUCCCCUCAGCCGACGCCAACUUCAUUUCUCUGGCAUUCCAGAACUCGGCUAUUCCUGUGAAGCCAGCCUAGGAAACCGAUUCGCACUUCCGGCCGACAAAGCUUAGCCUCCACAGCUGGGUAAACCACACUCACUCAAUAGCGUGACGGCAAGCGCAGAGGCGUAUUUCAAAAGCAUUCACAAGCUUGUCUGCGGAGCCCCGGAACUUGGGGGCUGCUCCAUCUCACUCUGGUUCUAGGAUUCUGGCGACAUCUUACAACAAACAUGUCUGCUUCGCUGGCCCCAGAGUGUAAUGAGCUUAAGGAAAAGUACGAUACUUGCUUCUUGAGAUGGUACAGCGAAAAGUACCUCAGAGGAAUAGGAAAGUCCGAUGACAACGAGUGCUCAGACCUGUUCAAGGACUACCAGAAAUGUCUAAAUGUUGCUCUGAAGCAAAGAGGAAUAGACAAGCUCCUUGAAGAAGCCAGGGAGGACAACAAGGAGAAUGAUGCCAUACACCUGGGCAGGAAAUGAGGCUUCCGUUGAGAGCAAGGAGGGUUUGGCGAAGGGGUGUUCAUGAUGGUUUCGUCCCAGUGCGACUGCCAUCAUCACAUGUGUGGCCUCAGACGUGUGCAUGAUUUUAUUCCGCUGGUUUGGCGUUUUGUAUUGGACGGGCUUGUAGGACCACGAUCAUCCACCACUCGAAAUUAAUUCCACUCUGGAUCACUUCUGCAUUCACACCACAAAAUAGAUGACAUGUUCUUUACA